This is a messenger RNA of Nothoprocta perdicaria, 867 nucleotides long. It is a transcript of the gene MTG1, whose product is annotated as mitochondrial ribosome associated GTPase 1. Gene Ontology annotation, molecular function: GTP binding; GTPase activity. The transcript has 9 exons. NCBI's taxonomy places the organism in Eukaryota, Metazoa, Chordata, Aves, Tinamiformes, Tinamidae. The coding region runs from base 1 to 678 and encodes 225 amino acids. The record is from RefSeq and is a predicted model, not a curated record. Gene Ontology annotation, cellular component: mitochondrion.
AUGGGAUGGCGGCUGAGGCGGCAGGGCUGCGCGCGCGUCGUCUUCACCGACUGCCGGCGCGACGCCGACGUCGGGAAGAUUGUGCCCCUGGUCGCCAAGCUGGUGAGCGGCAGCCCGCGCUACGAGAGGGCUGAGAACGUGGACUACUGCAUCAUGGUGAUCGGCGUGCCCAACACGGGCAAGUCGUCGCUCAUCAACUCCCUGCGAAGGCUGCACCUCAAGAAGGGAAAAGCCACUGCGGUUGGGGGCGAGCCAGGCAUCACCAGAGCGGUGCUGACCAGGAUCCAGGUGUGCGAGGAGCCCCUCAUGUACCUGGUGGACACGCCGGGAGUGCUGCCGCCCAGGCUGGAGGACGUGGAGACGGGCAUGAAGCUGGCGCUGUGCGGCGCCAUCCGCGACCACCUGGUGGGCGAGGACGUCAUGGCCGACUACCUGCUGUACACGCUCAACCGGCAGCGGCAGUUCAGCUACGUGCAGCGCUACGGGCUGCCCGAGGCCUGCGACGACAUCGAGCAGGUGCUGAAGCGCGUGGCGCUCGCCCUGGGCCGGACGCACAAGGUGAAGGUGCUCACGGGCACAGGGAACGUCAAUGUGACCACGCUGGACUACUCGGCUGCUGCCUACGAGUUCAUACGGGCUUUCCGGGCCGGGCAUUUGGGCAGGGUGACGCUGGACUGAGCCCUGUGGGCACCGCGUGGGCACCAGCAGCGCCGCGAGUAGCUCCUGGGCGAGCGCAUGGGGAUGGACGUCCCUCGUGGGGACACCGAGCCCUGCUGUCACCCACGCAGCGCUGMGGCUGCGUGGAGACGUACCUCGGCCCAGAGCUCUUUGUCCCCGAGCUGCAGGGUGUCAUUAAAGUGACUUCUC